Suillus paluster is the source of this 1767-nucleotide messenger RNA. Its product is annotated as laccase. Lineage: Eukaryota; Fungi; Basidiomycota; Agaricomycetes; Boletales; Suillaceae. The transcript has 12 exons. The coding region runs from base 119 to 1456 and encodes 445 amino acids. Gene Ontology annotation, molecular function: oxidoreductase activity; copper ion binding. The record is from RefSeq and is a predicted model, not a curated record.
GUCCUCUCAUCAAGGGGCAGAAGGUUCGCGGCAGCAUUCUUAUUCCCAUCUGACGCUGAUUAUUUCCAAGAAUGACAAUUUUUCCAUCAAUGUCGUGAACCAAUUGUGGGACGAAAGCAUGCCUAGAUCGACGAGCGUACAUUGGCACGGCAUCCGACAAAAGAAGACAAACUGGGCAGAUGGCACCUCGUUCAUCACUCAGUGUCCGAUCCCUCCAAAUGGCUCUUUCCUCCACCAAUUUAGCACAUUCAACCAGACUGGAACUUAUUGGUAUCACUCGCAUUUUUCCACCCAGUACUGCGAUGGUCUUAGAGGACCAUUUGUCAUAUAUGACCCUGAGGAUCCACACAGAGACUUGUAUGACGUAGAUGAUGAGAGUACAGUAAUCACGCUUUCCGACUGGUACCACGAUCCUUCGACUCAGUUAAAUAAGAUUUCCGGCGCCGUCAGCAAUAACUCCACCCUCAUCAAUGGUUUAGGACGCUACCCUGGCGGGCCCAUGUCACCUCUUUCCGUCAUUAAUGUCGAGCAGGGCAUGCGUUACCGGUUCCGCGUAAUCGGUCUUUCUUGUGACCCCUCGUUUAACUUCACUAUCGAUGGUCAUACUAUGACGAUUAUCGAAGCUGAUGGCGUCGAAACUGUGCUCGCUGGCCAGCGCUACUCUGUCGUCGUCCACGCGAAUCAGCCUGUGGAUAAUUACUGGGUUCGCGCAUUAUCCAACCUUCCAAAUCAAACGUUUGCAGGCGGCUUGAAUCAAGCCAUCUUCAGGUACAACGGUGCGCCCUAUGAAGAUCCUACGAGCUCCCCUGGACCUGUUACCAUGCUAUUCGAUGAAGCAAAACUUGCGUCUUUGAAUAGCAUUCCGGUCCCCGGUGUCCCUGAGAUCGGCAAAGCAGACGUCAGCAUCAACCUCGUUGCCGGUAGCGUCAAUGGCCUCUUCACGAUGAACAAUGUUUCGUACCAUAACCCUCCAACACCAAUUCUGUUGCAAAUGCUCAGUGGAGCUCAACACCCCUCGGAUUUGCUACCGAAGGGAAGCGUAUACGAGCUUCCCCCGAACAAGGUAAUUGAGAUCACCAUACCCGAGACAGGCGCAGCUCCCGGCGGAGCACAUCCUAUGCACCUUCACGGACACAAUUUUGCCGUCGUUAGAGUUGCGGGCAACAGUACGCCAAACUUCGUCAACCCAAUCUGGAGAGACACCGUAAGUAUGGGAACGCAAGGGGAUAACGUGACUAUUCGUUUUGUCACGGACAAUGCUGGACCAUGGUUCUUCCAUUGCCACAUUGACUUCCAUUUGAAAAGCGGCUUUGCGGUGGUCAUGGCGGAAGCUCGGAAUCAACUUGCUGAGGUCAACGCGACCAUUCCAGCGGCUUGGGCCUCGCUGUGUCCUCCUUCAAACGAGCCAUACGCUCAAGCAAACUUGGGUACCUUCAAUACGAGCACACUCACAUGAUACUGCGCUAUCAUCGGGCGUUCACUCUUCAAGUGCAACUGCUUCUGCACAAUAUACCCUCUUUUAAUCGGCCCAUCUGGUCUUUCGAAAGUUCUGUUACAUCUACGCAAUGCUCCUUCAUGUCCUAAUGAUUGUUGUUGAACAUUUUCAGCGCUUUCUUUGGAUUCCUCCCUUUUAAAAGUUUGUACCCUGUCUAUAUAGAUUAUGUAUUUGGGCGUGCGAGGCAUGUAAUAUGGCUGUAUAAUACAACCAUGCUGUGCUAUCUCUACUAUCUAAGGGGGUAAUGCAUUACUAUUAUGAUCAGAUUGAGC